UCAUGCAAUGAAAACCACAUCAAGUUUAUGCCUCCAGAUCACAAGCAACAUGUCACCGCAGCAGGCUAUCGUCCCCGCAGCAAGCCAAUAUUACUGCAGGAGAGAUCCUGGGGAAAACAAGCACAAAGCUCCUUGAAGCUCUGGGCCCAGUUUUGAAACUCAGAAGAGGUAGAAAGAGGAAAUCAAGCCAUGCAAGCAAAUCUAGCAGCCUCUGUUCAAAAUGACCCCAACAAUUGUACUAUGUACUUGCAUGUCAUGCAUACAAUAAGGAAUUUAUGUGUUUAGAAUACUUCCCUCAAAUCGUAAUAGCAAAUGCAAAAACAUCGACUGUAGGCAAGUUGAGGCACAUGAUUAAAUGCAGAGAAUCACCGUAGGCAAGUCCUCCCAAAUCGCGAGCGGGAACACAAUCCCACUAAAUCCCGCCAAUAAAACCCAAAAAAUUCCCAAAUCCAGUCCCCCUAUAUAAACCCUAACCCUCCCUCUCAUUUCUCUCUCACAAAAGAAAGUAAGAAACCCUAAAUCUCUCAUUUCUCGCCGGAAACGAUGUUGGAGCUCCGAUUGGUCCAGGGCUCGCUUCUCAAGAAGGUUCUGGAGUCCAUCAAGGACCUGGUCACCGACGCCAACUUCGACUGCUCCGCCACCGGGUUCUCCCUCCAGGCCAUGGACUCCAGCCACGUCGCCCUCGUCGCUCUGCUUCUCAGAUCUGAAGGCUUCGAGCACUACCGCUGCGACCGGAGCAUCUCCAUGGGGAUGAACCUCGGCAACAUGUCCAAGAUGCUCAAGUGCGCCGGCAACGAUGACAUCGUCACCCUCAAGGCUGACGACGGCAGCGAUACCGUCACCUUCAUGUUUGAGAGCCCCACACAAGAUAAAAUUUCUGAUUUUGAGAUGAAGCUGAUGGACAUCGACAGUGAGCACCUUGGAAUUCCAGAGGCAGAAUACCAUGCUAUUGUUAGGAUGCCUUCUGCUGAGUUUGCCAGGAUUUGCAAAGAUCUCAGCGGCAUUGGUGAUACUGUUGUGAUUUCUGUGACAAAGGAAGGAGUCAAGUUCUCUACAAGAGGGGAUAUCGGCACUGCUAAUAUUGUCUGUAGACAGAACACUACUGUUGACAAGCCUGAGGAAGCAACAAUCAUAGAGAUGACUGAGCCAGUUUCAUUGACAUUUGCUCUGAGGUACAUGAACUCCUUCACAAAAGCAUCCCCCUUGUCAAACACAGUUACCAUCAGCCUCUCUUCGGAACUGCCAGUUGUGGUUGAGUACAAGAUUGCUGAGAUGGGCUACAUAAGGUUCUACUUGGCUCCAAAGAUAGAAGAGGAUGAAGAAGAGACAAAGCCUCAAGUUUGAACCUUAUGCCACUGCACAGGCCUCCUCUUAGUUGACUUGAUUGUGCUUUUAAAAAUCCAUGUACAGGAUUUGCUUAAACAAUUUCUGUUUGAGGUUUUCCCUAUCUCUGUGAUUGAGUAAAGCAUCUCUGUAGUUACAGAAGUAUUCUAAUUCAUUAGGUAGUGGGUACUAUCUUCUUGCCUUUCAAUUGAAAACAAUGUUGUUUGUUCUGUUUUUGGGUUCUACUUCUUGGAUUCAUCUGAUUUUA
This is a messenger RNA of Fragaria vesca subsp. vesca, 1591 nucleotides long. RefSeq names its product proliferating cell nuclear antigen-like. The record is from RefSeq and is a predicted model, not a curated record. Gene Ontology annotation, biological process: leading strand elongation; translesion synthesis; regulation of DNA replication. The transcript is spliced from 4 exons. Gene Ontology annotation, molecular function: DNA binding; DNA polymerase processivity factor activity. Bases 544 to 1344 code for a protein of 266 amino acids. Lineage: Eukaryota; Viridiplantae; Streptophyta; Magnoliopsida; Rosales; Rosaceae. Gene Ontology annotation, cellular component: PCNA complex.